CCUCACUGCUGUGGGGGGUCACCGGCAGGCCAUGGCUGUUGAUGGGGUCAGAGGCUAGUGGGUCCAGCGGUCACAUCGGCAGUAGGGGCAGCCCACGGGGCCAUGCUGUGCCUCAUGCGUGACAAGCGUGCGGGUGUGGUUGCUUGGUAACCACAGGGAGCAGCUACCGUUCUCCCAACAUCCGCUGAGCCCCGAUGAGUGAGGCGGGUCUCCGGCCCCCUCUGCUGCUCCUCCUGCCACUGGUGGCUGCCACCGCCUCCCUCGCUGGGCGGCACGGCAACGCCUGCCCGGCCCCAUGCCAGUGCCACCGGGGGCUGCUCAACUGCAGCAGGGCCGCCCUGCCCGCCGGGCUCCACCGGCUACUACCGCCUGGGCCCGCCGCCCGCAACCAGACCUUCUUCUUCCUAGACUUCAGUGGGAACUCUAUUUCUUCCAUUGAAAAAAGAGUAUGGAAGGGAUACCCUUGGGCUGAGUAUUUAAUUCUCAAGGACAAUGACUUAAGCAAACUGCAGGAAGAUUCACUCGAGGGCUUGCUGUCACUAAAGCACCUGGAUUUAUCCUGCAACAAAAUCCUGUUUAUUGAGAAACAUGCAUUUGAGCCUCUACCUUUUUUGCAGUAUAUAAACCUUGGCGGUAAUCUCAUUACAGAGCUUCGUUAUGGGACAUUCCAGGCCUGGCAUGGGAUGCAGUUUUUGCAGAAGUUGGUCCUAAGCCAUAAUCCAUUGUCAAUCAUUGCUGACACGUCAUUAUUUGAAUUGCCCUCACUGAAAUAUCUGGACCUAGGUGCCACACAAGUGACUCAAAAGACAUUUCAGACUCUUCUCAUGACAUCACUCCGGUUAGAAACACUAAUACUGCCCAGCAGCAUGGCUUGCUGCCUCUGCCAGAUGAAAGAGAAUAUUGAAAUUCUGUGUAAGACAAUCAAGUUACACUGUGAACAUUUGUGUGCCACCAACUCCUCCCUGUGCGUUCCUGAAGAACCUUUAGAAAAGAUGCAAGAGGAAUUAAUGAAAGUGUUACAGUCCCGGAAACUGAAUGCCAGCAUCGUGUUAAAUCUUGAGCCUGAGGAACCUUUACUCACCAACAGUGAUACUGAAAUCAUGAUGCUUGCAGAUAGCCAGUAUCACCCUAAGAGUGAUAUGGAUCUUAAUAAGUCAGUAGAUCUUCUUCCUGGAGUAAAUUACCUUUUCUUCAAACACCUGACCAAGAAGGGAGAAAUAAACAAUGUAGGACUGACAGUCUUGCCAUUUUUUAAACUGUUUAAUUUUAAUUUACACAAAGGAAAAGUUAUCCCAGGCCUUUUCAAACUUCCUGCUGCUCAGUCCAAUAUGCUGACAUUGACUGACUUUCAGCAUGUGGACUGGGCCAAUGAAAGUGAAUUGAGGAAACUCUAUAUUUUGGCAAACUUGCUAGCAACAGAGCUCCAAGAAAAAUUAUACAAUGCUGAAAAUGGCAAUGGUUCAAACAAGAUCAAAUCUGUGCUCAAGUCAUUCCUGACAACUCCUGCCACGCACAAAAGCCAAGCACACAGAACUGAGUGGCAAAUUCCAGCAAUGCCUGGACAUCUGAGAGAACAUUUGAAAGCUGGAGGGAUUUGUAGGGAACUUGCAGAGCAGUGCGACAAGGUUUUAUCCAGAAACACGCAUGGAAGGAAGAAAACUCCAGAGAGAACAAAGGAAUGUGUGGAUUAUAUGAUGAAAUGUACAAGGGAAGGGAAGGAAAAACAAUCAAAAAAGAUGAAAAGAGAGACCCUGCAAGCUAAAGAAGAGAGAAGCAAAGGAACAAUUUGCUGUUCUGGCAGAAAAAGAAGAGAAACUAAGAAGGCAUUUAAGAGUCAGAUGCAAAAGCAAAGUGACUUAAAUUUGCACCAUGUGGCACAAAGCAGGAAGAAAGUGGCUAGGAGUUUAAAUCCCUCUAGCACAGUUUCUGUCUUCAGACAUCACAAAAUAUCCAUUCCCUCCUCCCGGAGACGUUCCCUUCCACACUUGCCCACACAGGCCUCUCACUUGACUGUCUCAUUUAAGGUUGAAAACAAUUCUGAUGACUUAACAGGUAAAAUCAUUAUUUUCUUGGAACAUGCCAAUAAAACUGGUAGGAAGAAAGAUCUGGACACUCUAAAGGCAAAGCAUGCACCCCUUAGAGAACCUAAAAAAGUUCUUAUUUUCAGAAAACAUGGCCAGAAAGGGAGCCCACAUUUCAGUAGAAAUAAUCAUCUUUUCCAGAAGGCAUUUCAUCGAGUGAAUUCAGAUGUAAGCCACAUGCUAGUGGAAAGAAAACAAAAGCACAGGAUGAAUAGUAAAGAAGGUGUAAUCAAUAGGUUAUCACAUAGAAAGAGUUCUGCUUUGACUGAUGCUGUCUUGGAGAACCCAUCUGAAAACAAUGACUCUUCGCUGGAUGAUAUCUUACCCAGCAUACACCAAGCCAAUGAAACACACUGGAAGCAUCAAAAAGAGAGCUCUGGUUUUCCAUAUGCACUUAGUGGUUCAUCAUCCCCGGAUAAUUACUCUGUUCAAGGAGACCUGUUUGAAGCUGAGCUGAAUAAUCGAUUGCGCUCCCUCAUCCCAAACCAAGCUGUGAGAAACCUUAUCUCCCAUGUGAUCCGAACCCUGAAAAUGGACUGCACUGAGCCCAGGGUGCAGCUGGCCUGUGCAAAGCUCAUCUCCAAGACAGGCCUGCUCAUGAAACUGUUCAGCGAGAGAGAAGAUAUCAAAGAAACCUCCUCUUUGUGGCGAACGUACCUCUGGGAAAACGGGAACGCGCCCAACGAGAGCACCCACCAGAGGAAAGCCAGCAAGAAAGAUUCAGAGGAGUUAUCCCCAGAGCCUCCCCAAUACAGCUACGGCAACAAGCUGCUGCUGGCGAUAUCGGUGACGGUGGUAAUAAUGAUUAUUAUUGCAGUGAUUUGUCUCAUCGAGCAGAUUUGUUCCCAAAGAUCUGCAGCAUCUUCUCAAUCAACACAUGAUAACAAACCACAGUCAAAAUGGGCCUUUCAGAAACUCUCCCAAGAGAGAAAUAGCAAAAUCUCUUCUGAAGCGAUUCAUCCGCUCCCUGGUGUAUCAGAGUCUUCAAGUAUGGAGAAACCGCUUUGGCUUAGAGACAUGUAUCUCCCACUGGAUUCUAUACGUAAAAAAUCCAUGGCCCAGAAGUUAUAUGACAGAGAGUCCUCGGAUGAGGAAGAAAUUUUCAACAGGGCUGAUGUAAGAAGACAAUAUGAGUGGUCGUCCAGCAAAGAAAGCUACUAACUUGUAUUUUUGUGAAUACUACUGUCUAUCAAGAGUACUGUAUAAAGUUAUAAUGUUGCUCUAUGUUACAUAGAUAAAACGGGAAGCCAUCCCUUCUGUCACCUUCAGAACUGAUGAUUAAAAUGCAUCCUUGUUCCCAGAA
Mauremys reevesii (Reeves's turtle) is the source of this 3384-nucleotide messenger RNA. RefSeq names its product leucine rich repeat containing 37B (gene LRRC37B). The record is from RefSeq and is a predicted model, not a curated record. Bases 195 to 3242 code for a protein of 1015 amino acids. NCBI's taxonomy places the organism in Eukaryota, Metazoa, Chordata, Testudines, Geoemydidae. Gene Ontology annotation, molecular function: protein binding. The transcript is spliced from 14 exons.